Molecule: messenger RNA, 975 nt
Organism: Exophiala spinifera
Lineage: Eukaryota; Fungi; Ascomycota; Eurotiomycetes; Chaetothyriales; Herpotrichiellaceae
Product: protein hob3
Exons: 5
Coding region: 1-975 (324 amino acids)
Biological process (GO): actin cortical patch localization; actin filament organization; plasma membrane tubulation
Cellular component (GO): Rvs161p-Rvs167p complex; actin cortical patch; medial cortex
Molecular function (GO): lipid binding; protein binding
Source: RefSeq, a predicted model, not a curated record
AUGAAUGAGUCACGUGAAGACUUGGCUGCCUGGACGGCCUCCAUGUGGGACAAGUUGCAUGAAUUCCGGGAGGACAUGCCCAACUUGAGACCAGUCCUCGACAUCCUCGACGAAGGACCCGCGGCAAAGGAAACCGUUUUCGAGUUCCAGCUUCGUUUCCAAUCACACCUGGACAACUACAUCAGACGACGAAGCAAGCCUCAAUAUGUCGUGGGCGGGGUUCAAGAAGAACGUGAACCGGGCAACGACCCAGGACACGUCGAAAGAACAAACGAUCGAGACUACGAAGUCGAAGAAAGACGAUACAGAACGAUGGAAGCGGCAGCGAACCGACUGCAGAAAGAAGCGAAGGGAUAUCUGGACAGCCUGCGAGCAAUGACGGCAUCACAAAUGAGAAUUGCCGAGACGAUCGACGCAUUUUACGGCGACGCUGGUACAAAAGAUGGAGUUUCGCGAUCAUACAAGCAGGCCGUCGAAGAUUUGGACGCGGAAACAAUCAAAGCUCUUGACGGACCAUACCGGACCACAGUCCUCGAACCAAUUUCUCGCUUCUGCGCCUACUUCCCCGACAUCAACGAAUGUAUCAAAAAACGCAACAACAAACUCCUCGACUACGACGCAAUACGUGCCAAAGUCAAGAAACUGGUGGAAAAGCCAGACAAAGAUGUGACAAAACUGCCACGAGCAGAAAGAGAAGCCGAAAUGGCCAAGCAAGCUUACGAGCAACUCAACGAACAACUUUUUACCGAAUUACCCCAACUCAUCGACCUGCGUGUACCUUACCUCGAUCCCAGUUUUGAAGCGCUUGUCAAGAUCCAACUCAGAUUCUGCGCCGAAGCAUAUAGUCGUAUGGCGCAAGUUCAGCAAUACUUGGAUCCUGAUACUCGAGAUCAAUACGCCCGUGGAGACCUGGACAACCGUGUCGAACAGGUUCUUUCGGAGAUUCGAGAUCUGACCAUCGCCGGUACUGUGUGA